Messenger RNA from Amoebophrya sp. A120, 8069 nucleotides. Lineage: Eukaryota; Dinophyceae; Syndiniales; Amoebophryaceae. The record is from the annotation of a GenBank genome assembly.
AGGGUCUAGUUUUUUUGCUGAAACAAGUUGGAGGUCGGGUACUUAGUACAAGUUCUCAAGAGCCGCCUAUUGGUUUUGUUUGCGUUAUUCUCUUCACGAGAAACCAAGACCAACGUUAGGGAUCCGUGUCUGCGUCUGCCGUUUCAGAAACGGCGAUUCUCUAUUGCUCCGUCUGGUCGUGAAGUAAGUACUUCUGGGCGGCCGCUUCAGCAACAACGAGCCGCGCUAGUUGCGACAAGCGCGCACGAAUGGAUCCGUUUUCCCAGAUAAUGGGGACCAUGGCGGUGCCACCGCCUCUGAUCUGUCCGCCCUGUGGCCCAACCGGCGCGCCGUUGGGGGCUGGGAAUGGUGGGAAACAAGGGAUGGGUGCUGGUAUGAACAGCGCAACUGCCGGUGGCGGUGGAGGUGGACUGCUCAUGCCUUCUUCUAAACAGGCCACUACCUCGACAAAACGGCAUAUGGAUGUGUCAGAGUUGAAAUCGACAAAGUUGAAAUAAUUUGUCAUGCAUAAAAUGGACGCCAGUUGGAACCCAGUUUCCAAGUGGUGCAUGACAAAUUUCGGUGGUCCCUAAAUCCAGUUUGUCACGCUGUUUAGGCAAAGAAGAGUGAUUUUCUCAUGCUACUUUAGCAGCUCGAGCUGUAGCCCCCAACAGGCUUACAAUCGGCCUCACUUGCCUGCUCUGCAACACACGUGCCUCGGGUCAUGCAUUUUAUGCAUUACAAAUUAUUUCAACUUUGACGAUUUCAAACCUGACGCUUCCAUACGGCAAAAGGCGAACACGGAACUCUACAAGACGCAAAUGUGUAUGAAUUGCAAAUAUGUCUGGAUUUUCUGGAAACCUGUGAUGGUGCAUGUCAGUGAUUAGUAAAGCACACUGUAAUUAUGUUGCGCCAGCAAGCAUUACAGAUUUUUCCGUGGCUCUGUGUUGCGUAUUUCGCAUGAGAAGCAGCGUUUGUGCGUGACCGAUGUUGGCCCUACCCAAUACAGAGCUCAGUGUCAUGCCAUACUAGCAUGAAAAAUCGCGCAUUUUUCCAGACAUGCUUGCAAUGCAUAAUGUGCUUCUAUCACCUAAACGGCGAGUGCCGGUGGGGGGAAAGCUGCCAUCACGCGCACAGCUACGACGAGCUGCGGCCCAAGCCGGAUCUUGUAUCUUUAUAUGUAGUAGAGUGUUUCAAUGAGAAUGAACAUUCUGCUGCACUAUCUGUUUUGUUUGCUACGACGGAUUAUAGUUGUCUUUCCAUUUGCUUAUACAAAUUCAUGUUUAGGAGCGCGAGACUGAAGAGCAAAACGGGGGUAUCUAUCAGUUCACCCAUCAUGAUGGGACGGCUGAAAAAAUUCGAAUUGAGUGACAACUGAAAGAUUACUUAGCGCAAAAACUUCUACACAGACCCGCACUGCCAUGUGUCCGGACCUGCUGAAGUGGGACCGGUGUGACAACCCCUACUGUACUAUCAUAUGUAAAAACGUCCCCAAGCGAAAAUCAAGUUGGGAUCUUAGCAACACGAAUCCAGAAGUUUUGGGAGCCACGCAUGACAAGUUGCAGUCCGUAGUGUAGUGCAUGUUAGCAAGGGCAAUCGCAUCACAAAUCCAUCUGCUUAUCCUGUUUAGAGCAUCACAAAUUCCAAAACGCGAUUGGUAAUGCCUGGCAUGGACAUGCGCAUUACAAAUCUUCCUGUCACUGCAAAUCCGCAUGACGGCCAUGGUACAAUGGGGGGGCAAAGUGUGUCGCAUUUUGUUUAGCAUGACAACUCUGGGGUGGGGACGUGUUUACACAGGAUAUGUACGUAUGCGCAUUUGAAGUCGGAGCUGCAGUCGACCAAGGCGUUUAUGAAAACCAAGAUGUGCAACAACCCGGAAAAGUGCAGCUACGGCGCCAACUGCCGCUACGCUCAUAGUGUACAACAGUACAGUGUUUCCACUUGUUCCGGGGAAAGAAAUAGGAAUGAAGAAUGAGAGUCAAAAAACGCUUUUAUCAUGCUAACGUACUUGUGGUAAAAAUCAAAUGGAAUAAACGCGGGCCUUAUCGUCCAACAAAACUACUUCCAUUUCAACAGGAAGCCGAGCUCCGUUGCGCCAUUGUGCUUCCGCGGAAGCAGCGCCAGAAGCACGUGCCGAACUAUGGGCAGCAGUUAAAGAACCGCGCGGACCAGUCUACCGCCCUCGCCUCCCCGGUUUAUGAGAAUGCACAAGAACUCCCCAUGCCCUCAUUUGUAUGGCAUACACUACAGCAAUACAAACACCAGCGCGCGUGGGGGCUCCGCAUGACAAGUUCAGGCACCUAGUGUUGUAGUACUGUUCUUUGGGCGCCUUCUUCCGGCGAAGUCUGUCAUGCAAAGGGUGCCACAAAGCGGCGCUUGCAUUUGGGAUCUUGCAUGAGAAGUGCGGGGGAGGGGGAGUUGUGCACUCUCAUACGGUUUCGGCUUUGAACACUUCUACGACUACGGCCGCGAUUAUGGAAGCGUCAGGAUCGAAAUCGACAAAGUUGAAAUAAUUUCUCAUGCAUAAACUGCAAGGCAUGAAGUGCCUCUCUUGCAGGGACGGCAAGCGCGGCCGACUGUCAGCCUGUUUUGGGUCUGCGAUAGAGCUGCCAGAGUAGCAUGACAAAAGCAGUCGUCGGCGACAAAGCAGCAUGACAAAAGCCGCUUAGAAAGUGGGCUUCCAACUGGUAUCGAUUUUAUGCAUUACAAGUUAUUUCAACUUUGACGAUUUCAAUCCUGACGCUUCCAUAGCGAUGGUCUCCUCCGCGGCAGCGCACAUGCUGAACCAGAGCCAGCUCACCGGGAUGCACACGGGUACAGAUUGUUAUUUACCUUGAUGAAAGCUAUUUAUAUAGCAUUGGCGUUUCUUUCAUCCCGUCUUCUUCACAACAUCAGAAGACACUACACACGACGUCACUACAGACGCGUCGCUCACGACCCCGGGGUUUACGCCGCUGCCAGCUGCCUACGAAAGUGGAGGAGAACUACUUUCAUCCCGCUUAAGUGACGUUUCAGCCUGUCACUAUCAAUUCAUACAUUGUCAGCAUGCACCAGAAAAAGCUAAAGCAAGACUGAUGUAUACAACUCGUGAGUGACAGUACUACAGCACUAGCGCACUGCCCGCUGUUCAUCGUUUUUUUAGAAGGGGGUUUGGUUCUCGAUUUGUCUGGCAUAAUAGCAAGAUACUACUCGCAGAAGGGAAUUUCACGUUCUGGAUGAACUGAUGUGUAGUUGAUCAGAAAGUGACAUAACAAUAAAGGAAAUUAGUUCUUAAUUUUCUUUUCACUCUCAUACCCUCUUGCCGUUUCCGAACGACCUUGUGCUGGCACCGUUCAUUCCAGAGGCCGCUGGACCGCCACCGAGGCGAUUGACCAAGAAGGGAAUGUGUACUGACACAAUUUUGUUUGCCUCUCCUUGUCAGUCCGAUGCAUAUUUGAAAAAGAAAUCUACGGAAUCACGUACCUACGAAGUUGUACAUCACCGCUGCGAGGUGGCCACUACACACACGACAUAUUUAUCACAUCAAUACAACAUAAAGCGAGUAUUUUCAGGCCCCCCACCGCCCCCACCACCGUUCAAGUUGCCUUCUGCGUCGCCAAAUGGACAGCAGGGCGAACAAAACGUGCCAGGACAAAAUGCUUCGAGAGUGGAGGGGAUGAAAACCUCUACCGGCGAGGACGCAAAGAAGGCCGAACACGGACAAGGUAAAUUUUGGGAUUUUUCGUUCUGGUCAAUCAAAUUGAUAUAGUACCGAAGAUGUUGUUUUAGUGAUCUUGUAGACGAUCGCAAUUGCUCAGCCUUGCGAGGAUAAAAAGAUGAACACUGAAUCUCAGAUCAAAUGGCAACUACCGCUCGGGGAACCACGACUUCGACUACUGGCCAGCCCCUGCCGGCGCACCAUCUUCAGUAUAAUAAUACUUCUCACCCGCUGCCGAAGCUUCCGGACCAGCCCUCUGCGCAGUCGGCCCCGAACGCGAAUGGCGUGGCUGGUUUCGUCCCGGCCGCCCGGAAUUCGGGCAAAUCGCGGGAGUUGCAGCGCACCUUCUCCCUCCCGGCUGACCCGGCGGCGCUCAUGAAGAGCGGGAAUCAACAUCAGGGCGUACUAGCGAUGUUGCCUCCAAGCAGAUUGGAUAGCACGAGCCUCACGACGCAGCUGCAGCAGAACAGCCUGCAAUUUGCCCAGAUGCUGCACCAGCAGCUUCCCAGCUGUACUUCUACUGCUGGCGGAACAAAUGGAACACUGUCCUCGUCCACGACCGCCAAUAAGACCGCCGCCCCGGCGGUCGCGCCGCAGCCCCCGGCGCUGCCUCCACUGUUACCGCCGCCCGGAUGUGCUGGUGGUACUACUGCUCCUACGGGUGGAGCUGUGGAGUCGGGUACAACAGCUAGCGGCUCUUCCGCUACAACGACUGGUGAAAAGACAACUUCUGUGGACAAGAGCAAUACCACUGCUCUUGGCGAUGACAAGACCAGUAGCAACCAGCAGAACCAGCAGAAUGGAGGUGCACAACAACCGCCGGCGAAUAAUUCUAACCUGCAGCACGACCACAGGGGCGCCGCGACGGGUCGUCCCGCUACUGGAGGAAACGCUGAAUCUUCGGCCGCCGCACCAGCGGGUAUGGACAGUCAAACCGCGGCUGCCCACCUCCCGGGAGGUGGAGCACCAGGCUUAACUGCGAACCCAAAUAACCUGUGUGGCUCAAUCGCUCAGUCGCACAUUCCGCCGUCUGCAACAUCCACACUGCAAGUGCAGUCGCAUCAACAACAACAGCCCGGAGGAGCGUCUGCGACAGGGCUACUGUCCAAUGAUUUCUUGGAGCAACUUCUGUCCCAAACUUCUGGGACAGCGACAACGAACCACGCAUCUCUGAAUCAUUUGCCUUCUUCGCGCACAAACAACGCGAUGGCCGUCGGCGGAGGUGGAACUAGUUGUUCACAACAUAUCGUCCACGACGUGCCACAACCACCGCAGCCACAGGGAUUGAUGCCGACGGGCAGCUGUAGUCUCAAUGCAUCAAACGCGGCCCAACAACUGCAGCAGCUGCUCAGCUAUGCAUUGCAAAUAUGUCUGGGUCCGGAAGAAUGCAAGGCUUGUCAUGCUUGUCUGGCAUGACUGGAGAGUUUGUGAUGCGUGUUCAAGAAGUGACCCUUGUACUUGUCGUGCAACAACGAAGUUUGUCAUGCGGAAAACGCAACACUAAGCAGCGCAGAUAUUUUUCAUGGUUGGCUGUGCAUUACAGAGCAUUCACUAUUCCGAAUCCAGGAUUACAAGUUUCCAGACCCAGACAUAUUUGCAAUGAAUAUCAGCCAGAAUGCUGCCUCCACGGUUUUGAACAAUCUAGCCGCCGGUGGUUACAAUUCCACCUGCCUGGAAAAUACUAACAACUCAUCCGGCCACCUGGCGCCACAACUCGCGAAUCUAGCCAAUGGACAUUUCGGCACCGCAACAUCUGCGAGCAACAGUCUUUACUGCGGAGGAGCGGCAGGUGGAGGUGCCGUUCUUGGGGGGAAUAAUUACUACAACGCAGUGGCUGGUGGUGGCACAUGCACAACAAAUUCUGCGGUCGUUCCCACUCACCAUCAACUUCAACACGAUCUUCCGCUCGGCGCGAACUUGAACCAUUUGAGCAGCCAAUUCAACCACCAGAACGUCGGAGGUUCCCCGUGUUGGAACAACGGGAACAAUCCAAUGCUACUACAACCACCCUCGACCACCGCCCAAAACAAUUGCCUGCCCAACCACGCGGCUGUUUCGGCGAGUACGUUGAGUGAUUUACUGUUCAACAGCAGCCUCCAGUACCACCCACCAGCGCAUCAUGUACCCGCGCACCACCAUCUCUCUGCUGCAGCUGCGGCGGGGACGAACCAAUUUAAUCCGAAUGUACCAGUGCUGCCCCCGCCGCCAGCGAGCGCAUUUGACCCCUUUCUGCUCAGCUACUUCUCCGCCGCGGCUUUUGACCUGAACAACAAUGCAAGUAAUUUGACGGGAGGAAUAGGAGCUACUGCGCAUCAGCAUGUUGCUAGUAACCUCGACCACCUGCAGUUUGGCACGACGAACCACCAUGCUGCUAAUCAUGUUGCGGCCGCGGCGCACAACAUGCCAGGCUCGUUAAACCUGUCCGCAGCUGCCUCUUCGGCGUUCUAUUCGGCGGGCGUACAAGCGGCAGCCGCCGCACAUCAGCACUCGUAUGAUCAGUUCGCUUAUCAAGUGCAAAAAUAUUUCUAUCGACCUAGAUGAAAAGAAUUCAAAUUCUGAUCUGUGAUGCUGUAUCAUGGCUUGUGUAAUGCCAGACGAAAAUCUUUGUUGCAAGAAGCAUAUCUGCCGCUGUCGAGAAGAUCAUUUCCGCCAGACCAGGGUUGAUAGAAAAUUUGCACAUGCAUAUCAGUGCAACCAGUAGUGGCACAGUAAACAACCCCGCAACCGCUGCUGCUGCCCUCGCUGCGAACUGCUACCAGACUGCGACAACGGCGAUUGCAAGCGGUAUCAACCCGCCGCCGCCGUUGCUUCCCUCCCCCACCGCAGUGGCCGCAAAUGCAAGAGGAGGACAACAAAUUAGCUGUAUUUAUUUUUGCUUUUUUUUUCUACGCAUUGAACUACGAUCAGACUUCAGGACUAGCGUGAUGAUCUUCCGCACGAUGUUGACAAUGUGUAUUUGCGGGGUCGAUCGUUGUGUGUCGGUCGUGCGACUAUAAUAAUGGGGAAAACUACUGUCGUGGCCCAGAGGGAGGUGGUGAGUGAAUGUCUAACUCCUAAAACACCACCAGCUCCUUUGUCGGCUGUGUCCGCUGUCGUUGGUCCGACGCUGCUCGCGAGUCCGGUGUAUCAACUGCAAAUGUGUCUGGAUGUGGAAACUUGUAAUGCUGCGUUGGGAAUAGUGAAUGCUCUGUAAUGCACAGCCAAGCAUGAGAAAUCUCUGCGCUUCUUUGUGUUGCGUGUUUCGCAUGACAAACUGCGUUUUUGCAUGACAGGCAAAAGGGUCUCUUCUUGGACACGCAUCACAACCUUUUUGGUCAUGCCAGACAAGCAUGACAAAUCUCGCAAUCUUCCAGACCCAGACACUUUUGCAUUUGAUACGGUGCGGGGAGCCGCGUCGAAAUCCAUGCGGGUGAAAAAUACGUUUCUGAACUACAACGAUCCUGUAUGAGAGUGCACAACUCCCCCUCCCCCUCAUUCGUCAUGCAGAAUUCCAAAUCCAACCUUUGCCUCUUAACACUGUUUGCAUGACAGAUGCCGAACGCCAAGACUUACUGCGCUCCUCUAGGAAUUUGUCAUGCAAAAGCCGCAUCUUUUUCUAUUCUUUGCCAGCGCUUGUGUGGUUGCUGUUCAUGCAAUACAAAUGAGGGGGAGGGGGAGUUGUGCGCUCUCAUAUCCUGCCCGGUGCAGUCCGUGCGAGAAGAACGGGAGGUCACGCUCGGUGUAGAAAUCUGGUACUUUUCGGACGAAGUAUUUAAUACACGUGCGGCCCGUGGCAGUUCUGGACAAGUAUGAUGAAAAAUGAAAUUAUGGUAGACGUAGAAGUUCCCGCGACUUAGCACGUGAUGGUGAUAUUACAGAUGUUGUCUUGUCGUGAAAUGUAAUAGUAAGAGCUUAUGUUGAGGAUGAGGAGAAGGAUGUUGCCGUUGCCAAGACGAAGAGGCAGAUGGCGCGCGUCGCUGUCUGCCGCUUCACCACUUAUACUGAUGAUUUAGUGGCGACACCUCAGGAAUUACUUAAUUUCAAUGAGCAACAAGGUACUUGGGGUUGAACGAGGCACAGCCAGGUUUACGUUUUAGCAGCUACUUAGAAAUGCGUAGACCGUGAUCGACAGAUAACGUAGAAUCUUUUAAGAAUAAAGUGAGUAGAACAGAGUAUCCGCAGGCAGAUCCGCAUUGAGAAAAAAUCACGAAAAAGAAAGUACAUGAGAUUUAAAGAUAGCUUUUGCUUCACUCACGUAUCCGAUAUUUCCAUUUGUUUCUGUAUCGCUUUAAGGACGGUAGCAGACCAUGAAUAAACUUAAAUUUACAUUUUCAUGAUAAUCAACGAGACGACGUUUCCUAGAAGGAGUCGAUCAUUAAUAUUUAUCCGUUCCGCUGCCGCUACGACGAAGCCU